Messenger RNA from Octopus sinensis (East Asian common octopus), 834 nucleotides. RefSeq names its product ubiquitin-like modifier-activating enzyme 1. The record is from RefSeq and is a predicted model, not a curated record. The transcript has 2 exons. Gene Ontology annotation, molecular function: ubiquitin-like modifier activating enzyme activity. Bases 1 to 834 code for a protein of 277 amino acids. Lineage: Eukaryota; Metazoa; Mollusca; Cephalopoda; Octopoda; Octopodidae.
AUGGAGAGAAUCGAGAGGUCCACCACAACAGACAAUUUCUCUCUCCGUUCCACCGAUAUGAUGCGCCCUAAAUCGACCACUGCAGCUGCGAGCUCGAGCAAUCAAGGAACUGAACAAGGACAUGAACAUCCAGGCAUUGGAGUAUCAAGUCGGCAUCCUAUAUUUCUACUUACUGAUUUCUAUUCAACAACCAGUUCUAACGCUUCGACAGACUUUGUCCUCACUGUACUGCCCUCGACAGACUUGACGGGCACUCACGGAGCAAAGGGGCACUGCCAGCCUGACAUUCCCCACCUCACCGAGUCAUACUUCUCCAACGACCCCAUCACUCACGACUUUGCCUUCUGCACUGUCCGACACUUCCUCAAUUCCAUUGAACAUUGCAUUCAGUUCGCCCUCGACUAUUUCCGCGGGGUCUUCUACAAACCAGAUCGAGGCCGCCCACAAAUAUACUCUUUCUCUCCUCACUCCUCUGUUCCUCAUCCACUUGUCCUCGCUCUCGGAUUUCUACCACCCCUGCACGCUCCCUUUGAUUGGCCCCUCCUCAUGCGCGUCUCCUGGGCCUUCCGACAGUUCCAUGACCACUUUACCAACAAUAUUUCACAGUUACUCCACAACUUCCCCCCGAUCACGUUACCAUGUUUUGCCUGGACUUUGUGGGAUCGCAUUGAGAUCACUCAUAAAAUGACUUUGUCCCAAUUGUUCGAGUACUUGAGGGACGAGUAUCGAUUCAACGGUCGACGUGUUGUCUCAGGGAAAUGCCAUUUUAUAUUCCUUCUUCAUGCAGCAAGAGCACAACCACCUAAACAGCGCACUCGUAUGGCCAUGGAGUAA